Ornithorhynchus anatinus (platypus) is the source of this 4313-nucleotide messenger RNA. It is a transcript of the gene EXOC2, whose product is annotated as exocyst complex component 2. Gene Ontology annotation, biological process: Golgi to plasma membrane transport; exocytosis. NCBI's taxonomy places the organism in Eukaryota, Metazoa, Chordata, Mammalia, Monotremata, Ornithorhynchidae. The transcript has 29 exons. Bases 282 to 3056 code for a protein of 924 amino acids. Gene Ontology annotation, cellular component: exocyst. The record is from RefSeq and is a predicted model, not a curated record.
CACCCCCCGACAUCCUCAAAUCACCCCGAUGGCCGACAGCUCUGUCCGCCUCUAGCCGAGGGACGAAACCCGGUUCGGCGGCCGGGCCCGGGAUUGGGCGGGGAGCGGGGAGCGGGGAGUCGAUCGAUGACUCGGAACUCGGCUGGUGGGCGGAUCGAUGUGCUCCGGGCUCGGUGUGGGCGGAAGUGGAGGACUUCGCGGCUGCCGGAGUCGUGCAGGGGGGAAGCCCCCCCCCGGAGAUUAUUUUCUAACUGGAUCACCGGUUUGCAUUCCAAACGAUUAUGUCUCGAUCCCGCCAACCCCCCUUGGUUACAGGCAUCUCGCCAAAUGAGGGAAUCUCAUGGACUAAAGUUACGAUUAGAGGGGAGAACCUGGGAACAGGCCCAACGGACUUAAUAGGUUUGACAAUUUGUGGACACAAUUGCCUUCUGACUGCAGAAUGGAUGUCUGCCAGCAAAAUUGUGUGUCGAGUGGGACAAGCUAAGAAUGAUAAGGGUGACAUUAUUGUCACCACCAAGUCAGGUGGCAAAGGAACCUCUACAGUCUCUUUUAAACUUCUUAAGCCUGAAAAAAUAGGUAUCUUAGAUCAGUCAGCCGUCUGGGUGGAUGAAAUGAACUAUUACGACAUGCGCACCGACAGGAAUAAAGGGAUUCCUCCCUUGUCCCUACGGCCAGCUAACCCACUUGGCAUUGAAAUUGAGAAAGGCAAGUUUCCCCAGAAAGACUUGGAAACACUAUUCCAUGGAAUGAGUGCUGACUUUACUAGUGAGAAUUUCUCAGCUGCUUGGUACCUAAUAGAGAAUCACUCAACAACGAGCUUUGAUCAGCUCAAAAUGGCAGUCAACAAUCUGAAGAAACAGGCGAACAAGAAAAACGAGGGGAGCUUAGCAUAUGUGAAAGGAGGCCUUAGCACUUUUUUUGAGGCACAAGAUGCCCUGUCAGCCAUCCAUCAGAAACUGGAAGCGGAUGGAACGGAAAAAGUAGAAGGAUCUAUGACGCAGAAACUGGAGAAUGUACUGAACAGGGCAAGUAAUACAGCUGAUACAUUGUUUCAAGAAGUCUUAGGUCGAAAAGACAAGGCAGAUUCAACUAGAAAUGCACUUAACGUUCUUCAGCGGUUCAAGUUUCUUUUCAACCUCCCUCUUAAUAUUGAAAGGAAUAUUCAAAAGGGUGAUUAUGAUGUCGUCAUCAAUGACUAUGAAAAAGCCAAGUCACUUUUUGGAAAAACGGAAGUUCAAGUUUUCAAGAAAUAUUAUGCUGAAGUAGAAACACGAAUUGAAGCCUUAAGAGAACUACUUCUAGACAAAUUACUGGAGACUCCAUCGACCUUACAUGAUCAAAAACGUUACAUAAGGUACCUUUCUGAUCUCCAUGCAGAUGGUGACCCUGCUUGGCAGUGUAUUGGAGCCCAGCACAAGUGGAUCAUUCAACUCAUGCAUAAUUGCAAAGAAGGUUAUGUGAAAGAACUAAAAGGUAAUCCUGUGCUACACAGCACACUGUUGGACAUGGAUGGGGACUCCCGACCCUCUCCUCUGAGCCACCUCAGUCAGACGGCUUCACUGAAAAGGGGCAGCAGCUUCCAAUCCAGCCGAGAUGACACUUGGAGAUAUAAAGUUCCGCACCAAGUGGCAUUUGUUGAGAAGUUGACCAAGCUUGUUUUAAGUCAGCUCCCUAACUUCUGGAAACUCUGGAUUUCCUAUGUGAACGGAAGCCUUUUCAGUGAGACAGCCGAGAAGUCGGGCCACAUGGAAAGAUCAAAGAAUGUAAGGCAAAGGCAAAAUGACUUCAAGAAAAUGAUUCAGGAGGUGAUGUACUCCCUGGUGAAACUAAUCCGUGGAGCUCUGCUUCCGUUCACUCUCAGAGAAGGAGAACUGCGACAGUUUGGGGGAUGGGAGAUGAAGUCUGAACUCUCUGGCCAGUGGCUAACACAUGUCAUUCAUACUGUAAGGCUUACUUCUGAAUCUUUGACUGCCCUUGAAAUUCCAAAUGAUUUGUUACAAACUAUCCAGGAUCUUAUUUUGGAUCUACGAGUCCGUUGUGUAAUGAUCACCUUACAACAUACAGCUGAAGAUAUAAAGAGAUUAGCCGAAAAAGAAGACUGGAUUAUUGAUAAUGAAGGACUGACCUCUCUGCCAUCUCAAUUUGAACAGUGCAUUGUGCAUUCCUUGCAGUCAAUCAAGGGAGUUGUAGAGUGCAAAUCUGGAGAGACCAAUGUUUUUCAGCAACCUAAAAUCCAGGAGGAGGUUUGCCAAUUGAGCAUUAAUAUCAUGCAGGUUUUUAUACAUUGCCUGGAACAGUUGAGUACCAAACCUGAUGGUGAUGUAGAUACUACCCACCUUUCAGUUGAUGUUUCUUCUCCAGACUUAUUUGGAAGUAUCCAUGAAGAUUUCAGUUUAUCUUCAGAGCAACGACUUUUGAUCGUUUUAAGUAACUGCCGGUAUCUGGAACGCCAUACGUUCUUAAAUAUAGCUGAACAUUUUGAGAAGCAUAACUUCCAGGGAAUUGAAAAAAUAACACAGGUUAGCAUGGCGUUAUUAAAAGAACUCGAUGAAAGGCUGUUUGAAAAUUACAUUGAGUUGAAAGCAGAUCCUAUCGUUGGCUUGUUGGAACCAGGAAUUUAUGCGGGAUAUUUUGACUGGAAAGAUUGCCUUACUCCAACAGGUGUCAGGAACUACUUAAAAGAAGCUUUGGUGAAUAUAAUUGCUGUGCAUGCCGAGGUAUUCACCAUUUCUAAGGAGUUAGUCCCUCGGGUGCUAUCCAAGAUCGUGGAAGCUGUCUUUGAAGAACUAAGUCGACUGAUGCAGUGUGUUUCAUCUUUCAGCAAAAAUGGAGCUUUGCAGGCAAAGCUUGAAAUCUGUGCUCUGAGAGAUGCCUUGGCAGUGUACCUAACACCGGAAAGCAGAUCGAGUUUCAAGCAAGCUUUGGAAGCCCUGCCUCAACUCUCAAGUGGAACCGAUAAAAAGUUACUGGAAGAACUCCUGAACAAGUUUAAGAGUAGUAUGCACUUGCAGCUUACCUGUUUCCAAGCUUCUCCUCCAACCACGGUGAAAACAUAAGAAAAAAAAAACCCCCCCAAAGCCUGAGCAUCCCCAGAGCACAAGCUUAUUAGAAUCAGCCGCUUCCAGGACCCAUAGAGAUAUUAAUGAAAAGAGAUCGGGAUUGCUACAUUUAGACAUCUUCCAUGGCUGCAUCUGCCGAAGCUGCCCAGCUGGACCUGCAAACUUUAUUUCGCACAGAUGGCUCAGUAGCCCAUAAUUCAACUGCACGAUUGAAGAAACUCUAGGCUGAAUUUUUUUUUAAUGUAAUGUUUUGGCUCUAUUUUCUUCAUUGUCUUGAGGCCAACGCUCAUGAAUGUACUUUGCAUUUUGUUGUCUAAUUUUUUUUUAAUAGUAAAUAGAAACCCAGGGUGUAUUUCACUUUUGUGCUCUCACUUGACUGGUAAACUGAAUUAUGUCACUUGAUUCUGUGCUUGCCUAGUCUCUAAGGAUGCUCAUUAAUGGCACUUGAAGCAGAAUGCCGAUGCCUCAUAUAUGUAAUUAGUUUACGAACUUCACUGUGAUCUCUUCUCCAUUGAUGCUAAGGGCUACUCUCAUGCAAAAAGAUAACAUAAAGCUCCUUCAAGGUGCAAAAUGCCAGUUCUCUGCCCUUCCAUUUUCUCAUUUUCUCUGGUGAACUUCUCUCCAGCGUUUCCCUCUUCCUUUGCUACAUCUUUCCAGCCACUGCUCCCAGAGCCAGCAAAUGCUACCCUGGCACAUCUUGGGUUUUGGCAGCUUCAAAGUCAGUUUCCUAGGCCCCUGUAUAAAGUUAUAGUCUGUGGACAAAGCGUCUUACCAGAUGUCCUACAUUCUCUGCUGACUUGCAAAUUACUGGAAAGAAGGUCACAGGGAAAUUCAUGAGUGACAUAAACUUAUUUUUAGUAUUCUAUUACCUUUUCUUCAUAAGACCAUAGUUUCCAACACCCUUGAUAAAUGCCCAGAAACGCAUCUGAGUGUACCAAAAUAUCAAAUUUUUACAAAUCCAAAUUGAAAUUAAAGAAAAAGCUUUUAAUGUCAAAUAUCUUAUUAAAUAGUACAAGUAGAUUUAACAAUACAGGAUAUGCUUCUGAAGUAUUCAGUCAAAUAAAACAUGGCAUUGUGUUUGUUCGUUUACUGUGUAUGGGUAAACAAUUAUAUAGCUAGAAGUUAAAUUUUGAUCUUCUAGAAAUGUGGCUUAUAAGGCAUAUUAGGCAAUUAUAGAGAACACUGUUGUUUUCUUUAAGUAUGUUAACCAUUGUAACUGAAGAUGAGUGUAUGAAUUAAAUGACAAAAAUGUAA